Messenger RNA from Brachypodium distachyon (stiff brome), 1366 nucleotides. Its product is annotated as NF-kappa-B-activating protein-like. Gene Ontology annotation, molecular function: chromatin binding. The record is from RefSeq and is a predicted model, not a curated record. Gene Ontology annotation, biological process: regulation of gene expression. Lineage: Eukaryota; Viridiplantae; Streptophyta; Magnoliopsida; Poales; Poaceae. Gene Ontology annotation, cellular component: nucleus.
UCCACGUGCCACAUCCCCACAUCUGUCAAAAGCCCACUGGACUGCCGAAAGUGAACAUGUAAGCCUAGUCUGCAUAACCCAGUCUUGGGCUUGCUCCAAAAAUCAGGCUGCAAGCCCAACACCACACCGUUGCGGAUCCGUGAGCUGAACUGGCUCCGACUAAUUCGGCCUGCCCUGCCCAAUACCCCAUCCAUACACAUCGAGACGCCGACCGCCGACCUGGGAGCCCUGUGAGACCCUGUCCCGUCCGUACCAAUCUCCGCCAUGCCGCCCCCGGAGACGGAGCCACGAAUCUCGUCGAUCGUUGGCUGCAGGGCCGCCGCCACCGCCGGCCGACGCCGCCACCGAUCUCCUAGCCCCGACCGAGACCGUCACCGCCGCCAUCACGAAGGUGACGGCCAGGGAUUGAAGGGAUCGUCCCUGGCCCGUAGGGUGUCGGAUUCCAGCGAAUCGGACGGUUCGAGGAGCGACGGCAGGCACCGGCGCCGCUGUAAGGAACGUGGACGCGGCAGAAGAGGCAAGGAAAGCCGGCGCCGCCAUCGCGGCCGAUCGCGUGGCAGCGAUGAUGACGACUCCGAGAUCUCCUACGACUCCGUGGGUUCAGGAGACGGAAAGAGGAGGAAAAGAUCAAGGAGAAGCAGUCGCAACGGCUCAAGGUCAAGGAGGAAGAAGAGCAGGGGAUCAGAUUCCCAUGGGUCGGGUAAACCAAGUGGCGGCGCCCGCAGCAAUGUCAAGACCAGCGACGAACCGAAGGAGGCGCUCGAGUUCAGGGAGAUGAUCGAAGAGGCGCCGCCAGGGCCGAUGCCGAUGCCGCAGCCCCGCGCGGAGGCGCAGAUCGUCAAGUACGGCGGCGCUCUGCGGCCGGGGGAGGGCGACGCGAUGGCGCAGUUCGUGCAGCAGGGGAAGAGGAUCCCGCGGCGCGGCGAGGUGGGCCUGACCGCGGAGGAGAUCCAGAGGUUCGAGGCGGCCGGGUACGUGAUGAGCGGGAGCAGGCACUCGAGGAUCACCGCCGUGCGCCUCCGCAAGGAGAACCAGGUGUACAGCGCCGAGGAGAAGCGCCGCGCGCUCGCCACCUUCAACUACGAGCAGAAGGCGGCGCGGGAGAGGAAGGUCAGGGACGACCUCAGGCGCCUCGUCGACAGGGCGCUCGGCAAACUCGCCCAGACGGCGGAGCAGCACGAUCCGUUCGCUGAUAAGUAGGAACACGAUACGCGAUGCCAGUUGCAGUUUAAACUUUCUGCCCUUGCUGUCAGAUAUAGCACGAACUGUUUGAUUGUCUUCGCUUUGUUCUUCAGCGCAUUUUGCACAAAAAUGUUGACAUGCCUUUAUGUUCCUACUUAAGUUUGGUGGGUCGAUGGUCUGUAAA